Messenger RNA from Ceratosolen solmsi marchali, 7582 nucleotides. Its product is annotated as unconventional myosin-IXb. Lineage: Eukaryota; Metazoa; Arthropoda; Insecta; Hymenoptera; Agaonidae. The record is from RefSeq and is a predicted model, not a curated record. Gene Ontology annotation, molecular function: actin filament binding; microfilament motor activity; GTPase activator activity. Gene Ontology annotation, biological process: intracellular signal transduction. Gene Ontology annotation, cellular component: actin filament; myosin complex.
GUCAGGAGGAAAAAACACUACAGUUUUUUCAAUAUUCUAUGAAUGAUAGAGGACAAAUCUGAUAACCCUAAAGUAAUCAGGGUUAAUAGAUAUGGAUAAUAAUAGUAUUGGUGUGGUGCAAGUAUUUGUGGGAGAAUGGAGUGCUGAAUACGAAGCACUUUCCAUUAGGGCCACCAAGCAAACAUCUUCUGCUGAAAUAGUGGAAUGUAUCAUUGAAAGACUUAGUCUCGCUGAUGGUAAUCUUUCCAAUGGAUACGAAUUGGCGGAGGUUAUUGGUAAUUCUGUUGGGCAAGAGUGUAAAGAGCGAAGACUUGGACCUACAGAGUGCCCUGUUGCAUUGAUGCUGCUUUGGCCAAAGAAAAAUGCAUCUCAACAGGAAUAUUACAAAUUUUAUCUUAGAAAAAAACAACCUGAUUACUUAUGGUCGGACAGCAGGUUUCCAAUGGAUCCACAGCUUCUUAAGGAUUAUUUUAAUCGGUUUCUUUACCAACCGCGGGAUAAGGAAUAUCCUGAUCUCUGCCAGCUUCCUGAUCUCAAUGAGCAAACCCUCCUUGACAAUCUUCGAGCUCGAUUUCUUGCUGGGAACAUAUACACAUACGUUGGUAGCAUACUCAUCGCUUUGAAUCCUUUCAAGUUUUAUCCUAUCUACAAUCCGAAGUAUGUCAAGUUGUAUCAGAAUCGUAGACUUGGACCAGACAUACCACCGCAUAUAUUUGCAAUUGCUGAUGCUGCAUAUCAUUGCAUGUUGAAGGAAAAAAAGAAUCAGUGUAUAGUGAUAAGUGGAGAAAGUGGAUCGGGCAAGACUGAAUCAACUAAUUUUUUGUUACACCACCUAACAGCUUUGAGUCAAAAAGGUUCUCACGGUAGUGGCGUAGAACAAACUAUUUUGAGUGCUGGUCCUGUUCUUGAAGCUUUUGGCAAUGCAAAAACUGCUCAUAAUAAUAAUAGCAGUCGGUUUGGAAAAUUCAUACAAGUGAACUAUAAGGAAAAUGGAAUGGUACAUGGAGCUGUGGUACAAAAGUACCUUCUCGAAAAAUCAAGGAUAGUCUCUCAAGGAAGGAAUGAACGAAAUUAUCACGUAUUUUACUAUUUGCUAGCUGGAGCGAAUGAACAGGAGAAGCAAGUUUUACAUCUUAGGAAUUAUGAAUGGUAUAAUUACUUAAAUAAAAGUGGUUGCUAUGGACUGGAGAACAUUGACGAGAGACACGAAUUUUCAAGAUUAAAGCAAUCGAUGGAAAUGGUUGGUUUUACUCCAGAAAAACAAAGACGACUUUUUGCGGUUUUGUCAGCUGUAUUACUUCUUGGAAAUGUUGAAUUCCAACCUAGGAAAUCUUAUCAUCAUCACGAUGAGGCGGUAGGUGUCAGAAAUCCUGAAGUCGUGGCAUUAAUAUCAGAGCUACUGCGAGUGAAACAGGAAACUCUCCAAGCAGCUCUUACAGCAAAACGAGCAAGAGCUUCAGGAGAGACAUUAGUUAUAAACUAUAGACUUCCCGAAGCAAUUGCAGCUAGAGAUGCCAUGGCCAAGUGUCUAUACGGUGCUCUCUUUGAUUGGAUAGUCUUGCAAGUUAACCAUGCACUUUUAUCUAAAAAAGAUACUCUGAGAGAUCACCAAGGAAAUAGCAUUGGGGUACUAGAUAUUUUUGGAUUUGAAGAUUUUAAAACUUGCAAUAGCUUUGAACAACUUUGUAUAAAUUAUGCUAAUGAACAAUUACAACAUUAUUUUAAUCAACAUGUCUUUCAAUAUGAACAACGAGAAUAUAGAAAACAAGGAAUUAGAUGGACAGAUAUCGGUUACAGUGAUAAUUCUGGUUGUUUAAAUCUUAUAGAGGGCAAGCCCAAUGGUUUGCUUUGUCUUUUAGACGAUCAGUGCAAUUUUCCUGGUGCAACUAACGAAACGUUACUUCAAAAGUUCAAUUCAGUUCACAAAGAUAAUCCAUUUUACGAAGCUCCACAACGAAGGGAAGGAACAUUUGUUGUUCGACAUUAUGCUGGAGCGGUGAAAUAUCAGGCAUCGAAUAUGAGGGAAAAGAAUCUGGAUCUCAUGAGACCCGAUGGUGUUGUUGGAGUACUAAAGAAUUCUUCUCUUGCUUUUGUUCGAGAAUUAGUUGGUGCUGAUCCAGUUGCUGUUUUUCGAUGGGCCAUACUUCGAGCCUUCUUUCGUGCUCAUUUCGCUUUUCAGGAGGCUGGAAGAGCGCAUAGACAUGGACGAGCCGAUGGGAAUAAAACAUCUGUGCAGAAUAGAUACAGAACUCCAAAUGAAAAUGUGAUCAGUUCGCACAAACACAACCGCCCGAGCUAUCAGAAGCAGCAGCGCGUGUGCCAGGUUGCUGCGAGCCCAACGAGUUGCACUGGUGCCAUUACACAAAACAACGACAGCAUUAACAACAAUAAUCAUCAUCACCACCACCACCACCAUCACCAUCAUCAUCACCAUAACAACAACAACAACAACAACAACAACAACAACAAUCGCCUGUCGUGGCCGCAGUUUCGAAAUGUUAAUCAAGCGAGCGGAGCUGUAGGCAAGGGCGCGCUAAGGGUGGCCAGAGAUCAUGAUCAGCUGGGCUCCGGUAGAAAUAGACAGAGCAAGCUCGAUUCGAGAGUUCUGCCAAAAGACGAAGCGAGCGUCAUGGAGCGGGCCAAUCAAAUUGUCAUGAAAAACAAGUCAUUCCGACCACGGGAGCGCGGCAAGAAGGGCCUAAAGAAUCUUCAGACGGUAAAAACAUUGGCUGGGAGGACGCAGAGCUAUGGCACUGGGCCAGGUAAAGCAAGGAAGCAGCCGAUGACGGUGUCAGCGCAAUUUCAGCAGAGUCUGCACAGUUUGAUGGAUACUUUAAAUCAGGCUAAUCCCUUCUUCAUCAGGUGUAUCAAGAGCAAUGCUAAUAAGGUGCCCAAUGAAUUUGACGAAGAGACGGUUCAGCGUCAGCUCAGGUAUACUGGAAUGCUGGAGACCGUACGAAUCCGUCAGGCUGGCUUCAACGUCCGUCUCACCUAUGAGGAAUUCAUUCAACUUUAUCGAAUGCUUUUACCCAAGGGCCUUCUCAGUACACAAACCGACGUCCGCGAUUUCCUCUUGACGUUGAAUCUCAAUCGAGACAAUUACCAAUUAGGCACGACGAAGGUCUUCUUACGCGAAUCCGAGAAGAUCAAACUGGACAUUGAAUUGCAUCAGCAGAUCAUUACGAGCAUAACUACGAUACAAAAAUGGUUCAGAGCCUGUCUCGAGAGACGAAAAUUCCUAAGGCUGAAGAAUGCCGCUGUUCUCAUACAGGCGUUCUGGCGUAUGGUGACUGCUCAGCGACUUGCGAGGUCCUUGAGGACAAGAAUCGAUGCCGCUAUUCACAUACAGUCCGCAUGGAGGGCGUAUAAGCAACAGAAGUGGUACAAAAAAUUUAGAUCAGCUGUAAUAAUAUUCCAGGCUUGUGUUAGAGGGAAUAAUGUGAGGAGAGCCUUGACCGAAUUAAAGAAAAAGAAACGAGGAAUGUCUGUUAAGGAACAACGAGAAUCAUUUGGUCAAGAAUCCAAUUCUUCUGGCUCCGUUGAAAGUAAUUUACCAUCACGACUGGAACUUAAUAAUCGAAUAACUCACAUAAGAAAUGACAAUUGCAGUCCUUACGAAUCGUCUCCGGAAACUGGCAUAUCACUCUCGAAGCGCAAAAUUAUUCUCAAUCGACGCAUUUCGAACGAUACGCCUGCGUCAACGAAAAUUCCACUCAACACCGAAACCUAUCCAUCACCGGAUGCCAACAAUACGAGUAGCAUGAGUACUACCACCACGACCACCAGUGAGCAACAUCAGCGCAAGGGCAGUUUAGAGAGCCUCGCGAGUUUAUUGAGUUAUGAAUCUCAGGUAUCGGUGGAGUCGUCAGAGUCUCAGCAUUCGCACGACAAUGCCAAUGCAAAGCCGAUCCCGAGCACGCGUUUCCGACGCGGUGGCGGAGGUGUCGGCAGCAACGUCAGCAGCGUCGGAGGUUCGAGUAGUAUCGAGCAUCAGUCGAGCGUCCACACGACUUCGACGACGAGCCGCCUGUCCUCGGUUAGCCGGCGCACCGACAGCUCGUCGACCGGCUACAGCGACGGCGAGACCGAUGCGGAAACACCGAGUGCGGUGCACAGUGCGCCGCCCGUGUUUAACGCAAGUGCCCCAUCGUUCUCGAGUCCUCGGGACAUCAAGUAUCACCAGACGUACAGUCCCAACUCGGACAUCUGGCGCAAACGGCCGGAAUACGGGGUGCCGGAAUACCCUUUGCAAGUACCGCAUAAGCCGACGAUUACGCGGUCGCCUAAUGUCACGCAGCAUAGAAAUCUGAGCGAGGGCUUACUGGAGCAGGAAAGGCUCAACAGGCUUGAGAGACUGAAUAAGACGUCGAUUACGUCCACGGUGAAGAUCGACAGCCCCACGAGGAGGGAGCAGAGGAGGGUCAGCGAGGAGAACGUGAGCACGAGUUCAAGUUUGUUGAAGCGCGAGCAGGCAUACACGAAGGAGCCGAAGGAUUAUAAUUAUUUGAGAAGACAGAAUUCCGAGGGUGAUGCGAGCAUUGCUGAUAGUAGUAGCGUAACCGUGACAGUACCAAAAGCAGCGUUGAGUCCACAAAAAUCCGAGCCCGAUGUCCCGGUAAGAAGUGCCCGACGCAAUAGACCUUCUCGUGAAUUGCAAUGCCGCUCAAUGGGCGAGUCUGUGAAUGAAGAUACAACCGAAGUUCGCAAUGUCCUUCUAGGCACUAUCAAAGAGAGCGAUCUUGCCAAGACAAAUGUUUGGUCUCGCAAAGAUGAUAAAAAGCACGAGGUAGUCUCACGCUCUGUUACGGAUUGGCCUGUCAAUAAGAAGGAUCCUCACUUUAAGGCUCAGUCUGCCGGUAUCAAACGUGUUCGCUCAAAUGCUAUUACCACUAUGGAGCUGCGCCGUCGAAAUUCGGAUCCUGCAACCAAAGUUUCGGGACUCGGUGAUGAUAAGGGCAAUGUAGAAACAAGUCCGAAUGAGCUAAAACCGGCGCCCGGAAUGAAUCUCCUAGAGUGGAAAGGGAAUUUGUUUAUACUCGCGGGACAUCAGUUUAGGAAGAUUGCUAGGUUCUCUAAGGAUGACGUGUGUGUCUGCUGUCACGAAAAGAUGGACGCUUUUGUUACUCAGGGUUACAAGUGUAUUGACUGCAAGCAGCCUUUUCAUGUGAAAUGUAUUCAAAAUGGUGGGGUUUUGAAAAUGCCUUGUAUACCAGCUAAUACGCCGAAUCGACGAAAUAAGAGAAAACCACCGAGGACGCCGUACGAUCAAGUAAAACAAGCUGUCGUGUCCAAAUUCAGUCUUACAGGAACAUCGGCCUUCUCAGAUAGUACCGAUAAAAUUAUCUCGGAUGCGAAGGAAUUAGCACUGAUGCAAGACUUUAUUACCAAGAAAAUAUAUAUUAUGGACGGCCAAGACGAUGGGAAAAAGCCACCCAGCGAAGUUGACCGAGUGUUUAAGCAAGCGUUGAGAAAAUUCAAGGACGAUCUCGUGAUAACUUAUAGCGUAGCUAUACAGCAAGGCAUCGAGGGCAACAUCAAAUAUACGGAUCUUAUAGCAAAUUUCCUACAUGUUAUGGAAACCGUUUGUAAACAGGAGAACUUGAAGGAAGAUUUCCCAUUAACGAUGGGUGUGAAUGCUUUCAGGGGCUUCAUGAAUGAAUUUAUGGCAUUAGCAAAGACUGAAUCAAUGGAGAAGCAAAGCAAAAGCAAACGAAAGAAGGAGAAAAAAGAGAAGAGGAAGCAGGAGGAGCCAAUCAAGCAUGGGAAUCAUAUGUUCCAGCUGACGAUUAUUAAUAUUCCAACGGCUUGUGAAGUGUGCACAUCUUUCUUUAUGUGGCCCAUUGAACGAGGACUUAUUUGUCAAAAUUGUAAACUGACUUGUCACAAGAAGUGCUACACAAGAGCAUCGGCCGAGUGCGGCAAGGAUGGCGUUCUACACGAUGCAAAUUCGCGCAAAGUUUUUGGCGUCCCGCUUUACAAAUUGGACUGCGGCGAUGGCAAAGUACCACUCGUCGUCGAUAGGUUAAUAACUACAAUCGAGAUGCAUGGCCUUUAUACCGAGGGUAUAUACCGCAAAAGUGGUGUGAGCUCGAAAGUGAAGGAGCUCAAGGUUAAAAUGGACGAAGGAGAUCUAGAAAGAGUGGACUUUGAGAAUUAUCAGGUGCACGUUUUAGCGGCUGUGCUCAAAAGUUUUUUUAGAGAUAUGCCCGAGCCGCUGCUUACUUUCGAAUACUACGAUGAUUUUCUUCACGCGGCCAGUUUAACCGAACCCCAGGAUCGAAUUAGCACUCUCUUCGCCAUCCUGAAAAAGCUACCCAAGCCAAACUUCGACCUCAUGGAGCGAUUGAUCGUCCACUUGGCUCGCGUGGCGUUGCACGAGCUUGACAAUCGCAUGUCGCCGUCGGCCCUCGCAAUAGUGUUCGCUCCAUGCAUACUGCGCACCAAUCGCACCCUGCCUGCCCAGGAUUCGCUGCAGGAUGUUGGCCGUCAAACGAAGUGCGUUGAAACUAUCGUCCAAGAGAAGUUGCGCAUCGUGAAGACGACCCUCGCCGACAUCAACACCUUGGAUUCGGCUUGCCACUCCGCAACUUACCGGCUGUCGAGUCUCAGGUCGUCAAAGAUCUUCAGCCCCGAGGAGCUCAGCACGACCUUAUCGGGUGUCGUCGCGGGCAGAGGGAGCAACAGCACUACCACGGAUCCGGAGAGGGACCGGGAGGAUGAGGAGGAAGCGCUGGUUGGACACAUCCAAGAGAUCCAGAAGGAAAAGGCACUUUUAACGUCGACUUUACCAAGCGACCUCUUGCUAUCUGCGACGGAUCUUGAUGAUGGUUCGCUCGACGAUCUCUUGCCCUCUGCUGACGGACUCGUUAGAAAGAAACCAAUUCAAAGGCAAAGUUCAGCGGAUAGUAGUUUCCCGACUAUUAUUAACGUAGAUGAAGAUAUGGUAAUGGUAUGAUCAAUGGCGAAUAUACACAAUACGUCUUGCCUUUGAAAGAGAGCCAAUCUAUUUACCGAUCAGCUAUUUCAUUUACAAAAAUAGCUCUUUCUGAAUUUCUGGAGUUAAUGUUCUUCCAGCGUACAAUGUUCAUAGUUAAGUAUAUCAAAUGUAAACUUGGUCAACUUGUCUUCUCUCACUGACAGUCUAAUAUUUCGAAUGCGCUGUAAGAAUAACGGAAAAGAUAGUUAUACUUAUGCAUACAUAUAUACAUAGCAUCGAAGAAUACAAUAUUAUGUCGAUUCUCAUCUUCCUAGAAUGCAUUCCUCGUUAAAGACUGUCAUCUGCAUGUGAGUGGGUACACGACAAACAAAUGUUAAAAGAAAAGCCUUUCGUCGGUGUGUCGCUUCGUCUACGUUUUUCCAGUUUUAGGGAUCCGCCUUUAAAUAAUAAAAAAAAAAAAAUUAACACUCUGUGACUCUUGUGACGAUGUGAAAAUUCUACUCUUGAUAUAGAUAAAUGUAAGAGAGUAAGAUAUUUAUGAAUUAAUAAAGCGAAUCGACAUAAUUCGCUUAGAAUCAAGAGAUGUACGAGUGUGUAAGAAUGAAUGUGGGAGAGAAUAAUAACACUGCAACCCAUGUUAGAUGU